Molecule: messenger RNA, 6071 nt
Organism: Oncorhynchus gorbuscha (pink salmon)
Lineage: Eukaryota; Metazoa; Chordata; Actinopteri; Salmoniformes; Salmonidae
Product: glucocorticoid modulatory element-binding protein 1-like
Exons: 5
Coding region: 4808-5338 (176 amino acids)
Source: RefSeq, a predicted model, not a curated record
AUGGCUUCCUGUCUCGAUCGCGUCCUGUCAGCCUGAUUGUAGCCAUACUAGCUUCGAAGUCCCUCGUUUUAUUAUUAUCUCAGUAUAUUAAUAUUAUCAUAUUUCUAUAGUGUUUUUAUUUUUAUAAUUAUUGUUGAAAAUCAUGUUUAUCCGUUCAGUUAGUGAAUUUUGUAAUUCGAUUAUUGUGUGCUGUGUCUUUUUUUGUUUCUUCACUAGCUAGCUAUUAACGUUCUAACUAGUAAGGUCGCUAGCAAUUAGCCAACGCCUCCCUCCCCUACCAAUCAUGACACUGUUUUACUCAGGACGCUUGUAAGAGCUGCCAUUGACGGAUGUACAUUGUCUGGCCAAGACAAGUAGCAAAGCACCGAACUCCAAGUUAAAAACAAGGAUUCAAACUGUGUCCAGUUACCUUUUCAACUAUGAAGCUUCGAACAGGGCCAAUGUGACAGGAGAGGUCAGCAUAAGGGUUUGCUGCUACAGGUCCAGGAGGAAAAAUGAGAAACCACAGUUUGAGUGUAGGGUGAAAAGUCAGGUGUUUGUGACACACUAUAUGCAGGUUACACAGUCAGAGAUGAAGCCUAGUCUUAGACUAAGAAGUUCCUGUCAAUGGAGAUCUGCAUUAAGAGGCAUUGCUUAGUCUAGUAAUUGUUCAUUUCUCUUCCUUGCUGUUUAUGUAAGCUCUGUUAUGUUAAGACACAUUAGAUUACAUUUAAACAAGGACAUAUACCCUUAAUAGAAAAGUUUAAAUCCGUAUUGCUGUAAUUAAUUUAUUGGCUGUUGCAUGUUGCGCCAGUCAUUUCUGUUUGCUAGUCGUGACACAUGUUGAGUGAUUUUAUAUCCCCACGUGGGUUGUACUGAAUCCCUGUGUGCCAGUAACAAUGACACAACAUCACCACACAGUUGCAUUACUAUUCCAGUCUGCACAACAUCACCACACAGUUGCAUUAUUAUUCCAGUCUGGGACGACUGGAACACCAGUCGUCCCACCUGUGCAUAGCUGCACAGAGGCCGAGCAGCAGUGGCGUAAGCCAAGGACUAUGGUAUGUUUUAAUAGCUAUAUCACAAUCAUAUGGUUAUAAUCCCACCAUAAUGCUAAUAAAUGAUUUAAUGAAAACUUAAAUCGUCUCAUGAUUAGAUUUAGAAUAGUGCCCCGGCACUGUCUUUUUACAGGGUCUGCAACCUGGGCCCAUAGGCAAAAUGACCAUCACCAAGCCCACCAAAAAGCACAUGGCAGAAGGAGGGAUUAGGUGAGUAUUCCCUAAUAGUAUAGUAGGUAGUAGCUGGUCAUAUCCUAUUAAACUUAGACUAUAUAAAAUUAUUUAAUUUUAGGUGGUUUAAAGUACAUUGUUUAGAUUGGCUAACCACAGAGGCUGCUUUGCGGAAGUACACUCUACAGCUCCCUUUUUGGAAUGCUCCCUGACCUCUCAGUUCUCCAGAUAGAAGAGGCAUACAAGAACUUUGACCCUCUAUCCAAGCCAUUGAUCUGCAGCAUGGGGAUGUCUGCUGAAAAGCUUUUAGUUGACUCCCAUUUUGGAAAGGUACAGGUGGGGAGCCUCCUGUCUUACCAGCAGCCUCCAAUCACAACGUGACCAUAGUUCACUAUAAGGAGACACCACCAUUCCCUUUACUGCCCCUGGGUGGCUACAGACUGGAGAGCAACUUUCAAGGCUGUACUUGUGCUCAAUGAAGAAGACCAGCUUCACAUAGUCUCUUCAGGUGAGAGAAUACAUAGAGACCCAGUGGUGUUCUCACUAAUUAGAAAAGGGUGACUAGCACUACUUAUGUGUACAUGCAGAAGUUCUUAGGCAGGAAAGACUAAAUAACAAGGGACAGGCUCCUUUAUCUUUCAAUUCAUGAAAGAGAAACAAAUCAACAUCUGUCUGUGCAAUUAAUUAAUAAUUUAAAAUAAUUCCGUAAAAUGUUUCUGUUCUCAUCACUGUAAAUAAAAACUAUUUAUAACAUUUUGUUUGGAGUAUAAGCAGAGGUAUUUAUUAUCAAUAAAGGGACUACAGGGUGUUAGACAAUGUGGAUGGUCACAGCUAAAAAAGGAUAGAUGCAUUGCGGUAGUAGCUCAUUGCCCCUUGGCCCAUGGCUUCACAAGAGGCCUUCACUGGUAGUUUUGUGAGAAGGCAAGCCACAGCCCAGAUGCAGUUGAUGCUUCCCAUCAGUGACAUGAGGAUCUCUUGGACAUGGUAAUAUUCUACUGGAAUAGCAAAGGUACUGCUCACUUUUUUUAGACGUCGAAGCCCACUAGAAGGUUCAAUGAAAUCUUCUUAAAUUCCUAACUUCCAAUAAAGAUGCCGUAUCAACUAAUAAUGUUAACGUCCUUAGCACUAACGUUAGCUAGGUACUGGUAGUUAACGUUUGCUAGCUAAACAGACAAAAGACAACCCAAUCGAGUUUAAAAAAUCUAUAGAAAUAUGAUUAUAUUAAUAUACUGAAGUAAUGAAAAAAUUAGCGACUUCGAGGCUAGUAUGGCUGACAAGUAGAGAGCUGACUAUUUACAAAAAAAUGAAGAUAUGAAUAAUAAUAACUAAUUCAAAGAACAAAAUAAAUAAAUAAUAUAGGCCUAAAUACUCAAGCGCACACAUUUGUUCUGACUGUCUGCUCAGACUAACAGCCUCACCUGUUGUUCCUGUCAAUCAGACAUGCAGUGUCGACCAAUGAACCAACGAUGGGUGAGGGAGGGCCGAGUCAACUUACUCAUAGUCACACACUUAGCAGCCGAGGAGAGAGAGGAAGGACAGCUGUGAAAACAACAGCUGGAAAAUGAGUCGGAAGCACAGUAGCGUUUAGAUGCAUUUUAAUAAUGUAGACAAUGUUAGAGCACAGUGUAGAAUUUGCCAAAACAAAAUCUCAUGUAAAGCCGGUUCUACAACCUACACCGGCAUAUGCGAACUGUGCACCCACCUGUGAAGCUAGCGGGUCUGCGAGUGAUAGUGCUGGAGCCAGCACCUCCACACGUGGAGAUGUAUCCACUCAGUCAAGUAGGCCUACUCCGCGACCCACAGCAACGCAGUCUUCUAUGGACCAGUUUAUGCCAAAGUCUAUGUCUGUAGCAGAACAAGGCCAAAUUGAUAUUGCAUUGGAUAAAUUAUUGGCACCGAUUUUCAGCCAUUUUCGAUCGUGGAGGACGGAGGUUCUAGAAAUUAUCGCAAUAGUCUAAAUACAAUGUACACAAUUCCAAGCAGGAAAACCCUUUUAAAAUCACUUAUUCCACAACCACGAGAGCACACAGGCUUCAGUGCGGGAAAGAGCCCAAAAAGCUACUGCAGUUUGCCUUACCACUGACUGCUGGACAUCAAGGGUAAACACUUCUUACAUGUCACUUCAUUGAAGAUUUGUCAAUGUCUAGCUGUCUUCUGGACUGUUUGGAGUUCAGCGACAGACACCUCAGAGAACUUGGCAGAGGAACUGUUGAGAGUGGCCAGAAAAUGGCAAGUAGAUGGAAAAGUGGUCUGUUGUGUUAGCGACAAUGCAGCUAACAUAACUAAAGCCAUGAACAUUUUAAAAUAGAUCCAUGUCUUGCCCACACAAUCAACCUGAUUGUAAGAGAUGCUCUCAAGUUGAUGAAGCCCACCGGACAAAGUGAAAGGAGCCGUGGAAUACUUCCACAGGAGCACAGUAGGUGCAGAAAAACUAAAGUCUACACAACGCCAGAUGGGGAUGCCUGAGCUGAGGCCUAAACAAGACUGCACUACAAGGUGGAAUUCAACAUUUUAUAUUGUUGAAGUGGUUUCUUGAGUAAAAGGGUGCUAUCAUCUCUACCCUAGCUACUGUCAAUGCACCUGUUGAUGCUCUGACCCUAGAGGAAUGGGAGAUGUGCAAAGUCCUGGAACCCUUUGAGCAGGUCACUGUGGAGAUCAGUGGAGAGGGCAGUUAUUACUACAUCAUUAUUCAAUCCAGUAUUAUAUAUGUAUAUUAGCAGUAGAUGAGAAUGCAGUAUCAGUAGACAAAACAUGAACCUGAACUAAUAAGUUACUGUUCUCUCGUUUCAGCUAUGUGACAGCCUCAGAAAUGAUACUCCUGUGUAAGGGUCUGCAGCGAAUCACAUCCAGCUGCCAGAGAGAAGCAAAUGUAACCACAGGACAUGUGAAAGAGUUGAUGGACACCCUAUGUUCAUCAAUGGACAAAAAGUUCCAUAGAAUGGAAUAUAAUCACGUGCUAUCAGAAACCACUGCACUUGCCCCCAGGUUUAAGAAGUUAGCCUUCAGUGAUGCCAGAGCGAUUGAUGAGGCUCUUCAAAGAAUAACCUCAGCAGCAGGGAGGGACAGCCCCAGCAAUCAGCUGGCUCAGGCACCAGGGCAACAGGAAGAAGAGGGAGCAGAUGGAGCAGAAGCACCAGCAGUAGUGCCACAAACUUCUGCUGUUUGGAUGCUGUUUGACGAGAGAGCAACUGGGGAUGCAGCAUGAAGGAAUCCCUCAGCAGAUGCCAUAAUGGAGGUCUGAUGCUAUUUGGAGGAGGCCCUCCAAAGAUCUGCAGAUCCUCUGAGCUGGUGGAAGAACAAGGCCUCGGUCUACCCACGGCUUACUAAAGUCAUGACAGGGAGACUGCAUAGUGGCCACAUCCGUUCCCUCUGAGAUGGUCUUCUCGAAAACUGCACAAAUAAUUACUGAGAGAAGAAACCGCAUCAGCCCCUCUAAAGUGAGGCAGCUUGCAUUUCUGAUUGCAAAUCACUCAUAAAAGCAAAAUAUGGUCAGCAUUGCUGUGUGCUGCUGGUUAUAACAAGAACCGUUUGGGCGCCAAAAGACCCAGCUUUUUUUGGUGAGCUGAGCAGAACGAGCCGGCUCACUGAAAAGAGACGGAAUGCCCAUCACUACUGACAAGAUGCGAUCGGGACAGGAAGCUAUGUAUCGGGUAAGAAGAUGCUGUUGUGCGAACUCCCUUUCUGAGAUGUUUGGACUGCUGGACUCAGUGAGGAGGGUUCUGGACCUGAGACCCAGUGAGACUGACAACCAGCAGCAGGUCCACAAUGCUCUUAAUGUGCUGGAGGACCAGUUGGAGGACCAGUGGAAGCCGAGGCAGGAUGAGCGCCCACCCAGCCCUGGUCACCUCUACGUGGGCAGCUUCUCCAAGGCCACCCCCUCAAAGUGCCUGCGGCUGUAUUGCUCUAGCUCUUCCACAACCCAACCUCAGAACCAGACCACACAAUCGUCCAUUGUCUUAUCCCGCAUCACCACAUCCCCAGUGUGUCCGCCUCUCACUGUGGCUGGCCUGCCUGUGGCCACACUGUCCGAACUCCCCACCGGCUCUUCAACCACUACACCACUGGCAACCCCUCUGCAGGAAAGAGAGGCAGGGCCGGGUCUGUGGCUCUCCAUGCAUCCUCCAGGGUGACUGUGCUCAACACUACCACAGAGUCAGGGCUGGGGACCCCUCUACAGGUGCUUCAUCUAACCCAGGAGAGGGAGCAGGAGUCUGGGGACAUGGAGAGCCAGAGGCUAGGGAAGGAGAGGAUAGUACUUGUGCAGCAGGGGGUACUACUGGACACUCCAGAGAUUCAGACACACUAGGCUGGGAACAGUGGGGGUCUCAAUCAGUGAUGGAGGAGCAGGGGAGGGACAGGAGAAUGAAGGUACAGAAGGAACGGUUGCAUAAUGGCAAGAAGAGGGCAUUAAAAUAACAUAAAACCAAGUGAGAGAAGAGAGAACCGUAACGAAAACAGUUAAGAAAAUAGAGUGAGCGAGCGUGUGUCCUUGUGGAAGAGAACAAGAAGGUGAACUUCACCAUGUCAUGUGUAACUCCACACAGACAUUUCAUAUUUUAAUUUUUACGUACAGUACAUUUUCACAUGGUGUUUAUUACUGCAGUGCCCAUAGUACUUUAAUUACCCAUGGUCUUCAUCAUCAAGGACAUUGAAAUACUUAAUGAUUGGGGAGAGUAUGCUGAGUUGAGCCAUUUUUUUACAUUCAGCAUUACCCUGUUUAGAGAAAUAUCUUUGUUAGAAAGGCUACAAUAUCUACAUAUAUUUCAGGAUGUUGUGCAUCCCUGGAAAUAAUCAGAAUCAUUAAAUAUUACAGUUAAGCGGGUAAGGUAAGUUAAGCUGCCUAUUUCUGUACUGAAUUAAAUA